Molecule: messenger RNA, 1164 nt
Organism: Salvia miltiorrhiza (redroot sage)
Lineage: Eukaryota; Viridiplantae; Streptophyta; Magnoliopsida; Lamiales; Lamiaceae
Exons: 4
Coding region: 202-684 (160 amino acids)
Biological process (GO): RNA catabolic process
Cellular component (GO): ribonuclease H2 complex
Source: RefSeq, a predicted model, not a curated record
ACGUCGGCAUCAAUUUAGAAAAAAAAUAUGAAAGUAAUUUGAGAGGAUAAAUUUCCUUAUGGGAAAUUAAUCUAAUUACAAAAAUUGAAGCAAAAUAGAAAUGAGCAACUGAAAAGCGCGGGAAACGAAAGGGGCGAUAUAAAAUUAGGGUUUCAGCGAAAGAGCAGAGAGUGGCAGGCGAUCGUUGUUUUUUGCUCUUCGAUGGACGGUAAAGAUGAAGGAUCCUCGGAUUCUGCGGCGCCGGUCGCCGUCGAUCUGAGCAAAGGUUGCGCCGCGGCGGACCUGACGGGGAAGGUGCAUCAGUUGCCGUGCUGCAUCAAGCACGAUGGGCCCACCCCUGUUUCUGACUACUUCAAGCCCAAACCCACCGAGAUGGAGCUAGAUGGGCUAAAAGUGGAGGAAGCACACUUCCGAGGGAGGAAAUUACACGGAACCACUGUUUCUCUUCCACGUGGCUAUUCUGGUUACAUCCUACGAAAGAGAGGUCAUGAUCAAUGGAAUAAUGACACAGAUUUGCACUGCUGGGAGACAGCUGCGACUUUUCAAGAUAUCACAGUCUGGAAUCAUGAUGCAAUCCCCUCAAAGGAUGAUGCAUUCUUGCGCACCUUUCAUUGGUUUACCGUUGCCAAUGCUCUGCAUCAAACAGUAACUGCUGAAGAUCUGGAAUCGGCGUGCAUUGAUUAGGAGCUGGUUUGAUUUUACAGUGACCAUUUCCCAGCUAAAUAUAAUGACAACCUGACUAGUCAGGAAUGUGCAUUGAGUUUGUCUCUGCUUCACAAUUUGGUUUUAUGCAAAAUAUUGUCCAUCUAUAAUUCCUUGCUGUUAAAUAUGGGUAGGAGUAUUAUUUGUCUUUCAUUGAUUCUCUUUCGUUGGUCUUUGCUUUAAAUCGAAUUAGUGUUUUAAGUUGUAGACAAGUGUACCCACUUGAGCGAAAAUUUUAAUUAACAGUAGUUGAAGUCCACGGUUCAUAGCUGUUGGAGAAAUAGUGGUUGGCUCUUUAGUAUAGAUGCAUUGAGCUUAUUGCUCCACUAUGUUGAUUUAUUCUCAAUUGUUUUAAAGGGUAUCUGAAAUUGUUUAGUUCUUGUGAGGAAAUAGUUGUGACUUGAUGUAGUGGAUGAUGCUACUUUGAUGCAAUUCUUAUAAUCAAUUUAUAUAUUCAGAUUA